AUGGGGAGAAAUAGAGGCAGCAUAUUCGAAGAAUUGUCCAAUACCUUCGUCUCCACCGUGGAAUGUCUUUCUCCCCAGCACAAAGAUCUGCUUGCCUCUUGCAAAACUCCCGAUGAUCUGGUAAAACAACUCUCGGAGAUCGAGUCUCUGAAGAAAGCCCGGCGACGUGAGACGCAGUGGGUCGGAUCCAUUCGGAGAAUCAUCGAGCGACUCGCGCCAUACUUCGAGGCGAUUGACACUCUAGUCUCAUGUGAUCCAAUCCAUGCGGCUACAAUAUGGGGUGGCCUCCGGGUGGUGCUUCAGCUCGCGAGCAACUUUGCGACGUUUUUCGAGAAGAUUAUGAAGUGCUUGGAUCGAAUAGCCGAGAUAUUUCCGAUAUAUGAAAGGAUAGAAAGACUGUUCGAAAGCCAGCCGCCUGGCCUGCAGUCGUCGCUGGAGCAUCUGUAUACGGAUUUGUUCCGGUUUCUGUCCGAGGUGCUGCGCGUCUUUUGCAAAGCGACAGGCGGAAUCAAGAGCACGGCGCGUGUAAUUGCGGCAACGGCUUGGAAACCCUUCGAUGAGGUCUUUGGGGAGAUUACUGAAGACAUGGAGUUUCACCGUGGCUUGCUGAACCAGGAAAUCUCAUAUCUCCAGAUGGGCCAGUUGAGGACUACGGGCCGUAAUCUCGAAUCCGAGAUUCGGAAGGCCGAAGAAGAACGCAAGCAGGCCGCGGUCGCGAGGGAAAAGAUUCGAGAUAUGCUCGAGCAACAAUGGAAAGAUAUGACAUUCGAUCGCCUCCAGAAAUGGAUUGAUCCCCCUGAAUUCGCCGAGAGGUUCGAAGAUUCCCUUGCGGCGAGAGAAGAUAGCACGGCCGAGUGGAUCUUCAAGGAUAAGACAGCAGGUAAUCCGGGCUGUGGGAAGAGUGUCCUUGCCGCCUCCCUCAUAGACCAUAUGAAGUCCAACCCAAUGACCAAGAACUCGAUGUUCACAGGUAGUCACGCCGAGAGCCCAAUAUGCUUCUAUUUCUUUGAGGCUGGCUAUCAAAACAGAGACGGUAGCACGGCAGCGUACCGUGCGAUCUCAGCUCAAUUGCUUCAUUAUUUCCGUGAUGACAUGGAUGUCCAGUAUCUAUUCUCCUUCUGCAUGACAACAUCUGAUCAUGGACAAAUGAAAGCAUCCGGAGAGGAGCUCACAGACCUGAUUCUUCUCAUCACCGAACAUUUGCCCAGGCUGAUGUUUGUUAUUGAUGGGGUCGAUGAGUGCAAAGACAAAGCCAAGUUAGUCUUGUUCAUCCAGAGGUUAUCGCAGACCACAUCGGCACGAAUCAUCGCUUUCAGCCGCCCGAAUGUCCAAGAGCUUUCUGCCAGAACAAGAGACGACAUGCGCAUCGCCGUAAGAGGGAAAAAUGAUACAGACAUUGCUCUCUACCUUUCCAACAAACUGUGGGAGCUUGUAGAGGAUGGUUACUUUCCAGACAACUUCAGCUACGAAAGCAGGAUCCGUGAGUUGACCCAGAGAGCAGACGGUAUGUUUCUGUGGGCGCGUCUUCUCAUCGCCUAUCUGAGCUCUCCCGCGUUGUUGUGUGAAGACCGUGAAGCUAUAAUUGCUGAAGAGAACCUACUCGAGGGACUUGAGAAUAUUUACGAAAGAAUAUUCGAGAUGAUCUGCAGAAGUGGAGCCCCUGAACGCAGGCUUGCAGGGCACAUCUUUACGUGGCUUCUCCAUAUGAAACGGAAAUUGACCGUUGCGGAACUUCAUGAGGCCUAUGUAACUUCCCGGCAAGUAUCCGGAACCGCUCACAAGGACCGGUUCAGAGAUUUUGAGAACGUGGUCAUCAUCACCUGUGGCGGGUUGAUUGAGACUGAAUAUGCAACCAUCCGCGCUCAAACUCCACAGCAUCGUUACCUGCGAUUCAUCCACACCUCCGUUAGGGACUACCUACAGUCCUGCGUGUCGGAGCAGAUUCAUGAUCAUCGGAUCACAAACAGCGUUCUUACACUAAUUCAACCCUCUGCGAUCGCGCACUUGAACAUAUCAAAGACGUUGCUGGCAUAUUUACAAAAGGAAUUGCGUAAUCAGACAUUGACGGAGACUCUCACCACGGUGGUCUCGAAGGAGGCAUUGGAUAUGAGGUUGCCGUUGUGCAGUUAUGCUGCUGUCAAUUGGCCGUACCAUCUAUCCAAAUGCGGUGUUGGAUCUGCUCAAUCCGAAGCAUGCGUUUCUCUGCUCGCCGCAGUAUCUCAAUUGAUGAAACAGAAGUUUACCCUGAUGGCAUGGAUAGAGACAUGCUACACCAAUAAAAACCCCCCUUCAACCAAUGAGCUACGACGCUGCGCAACGCAGAUGACAGAUUUCUUCCUGACCAAUCCAAUUUCAGAACGUAAUCUAUCUCGUCUCCCACACGACCUGCUGGAAUUUUGCCGAGAUCUGGAAGACAUUGAGGAGAAAUGGGGCCAGACACUCCGUGAACGGCCGAGUGGCAUAUGGGAAGAACUGACCGCAUUCACACCCAGCUCAUUCCUUGCGAGGACAAAAGAAGUGACAGUCCAUUCCCUAGAUUCUUCGAGUCAUCUUAACAACGAUAGACACAAAGAAGCAUUUUCGAAGGUUUCGCAGGUAACUCGGGACGGGCGAUACGUUGUCGUGCUAAGCAUUUGGGCACCCACGGAGUUCAUGGCACUGCGCUCGAAUUCGGAGGCCUCAUCAUCCAUUCAGCAAGUGUACCGAUAUAUACAAGGAUGGGUCGCUCAAUGGAAUGCAUAUUCCGCUGAUACGCAAAAGCUCGUCAGCACCUUGACGGUCCCUAUCGAUAAAAACGAGGUUAUGCUGCAGAUGCUUCACACACUGUGGUAUUCCACUCGCAGCAAUGAAUGGUAUCUCCAGUUUCCCAUCUCGAUCGCUCCGGACGGACGCCACUUCAGCGUUCUGCGGACCGUCUAUGUUGCGAUAUUGACAGCCGGUGAACCGACCGCCGCCGCUAUGUCUCUUCCUCUCCAGGAAGUACCCAAAGUAUUCAAUUAUUGGCAGAUACCACAGCAGGAACUACAGGGAGACAAUCCCCCGUGGUGGACUGUGGACAUAGGCACGCGGUCGACAGACCAGGAUUCCUGUAACGUCUACUUUUAUUGGAUCUUCUUCGAUGUCCAUGCACAGUAUAUCUGUUUCAUCGAUCAGCCACUAGGCGAGCAGAAUAACCUUGCAGUGUUCGCAAUGGCGCAAGAAACGCAUGCUCUUGAGCUGUCUCUGACACUAGUCGCACACACCUCGAAGAGACUGGUCGCUCCAAAGAGGGCAACGCAGCGAUUAUUCGAUAAUGAACGUGAAGUUCGACAAUUCAUGGUGGUAUUCCAUCCCAGCUUACCUCUACUUGCCCUCGCUGUGUCUCGCGCGAUAUGUCUCUGGAGCUUUAGCACUGGCCCAAACAAACUCAUCGAAGUCGCUCGUAUCCGGGGCGCGAUCGAAAACUUGAGUUUCUCAAGCUGUGGGCAAAGGAUUGUCGCGACCUGUGCCGGCAGCUCCGAUAUCAUUGAUAUCCCUCGUCAAUUUCUUGGGCACCAGCUGGAUUCGAAUAUGUGUCAACAGCCCAUAGUAUCGCCGCAAGGCUCUUCGAAGCCGACUGGCUUCUCCGCAGCUUCCCUGCACCCUAAACAUGCGUUAGAAGCCACAUGUGCGACGGUGCUGGCGACGGAUCCCACGAGUGCAGCUGUGUUUGCCACCCCGAGCUUGUAUACAGCCCCGGAUGGUACACCCAUCGUCUCGCAGAUCAGGAAUAAAGGUACUUCUAUUGUCGCCAGUCAUUCGGCUCAAGGUGCAGGCUACGACAACGCCGGUAGUCAGGCCUUUCCUAUCACAAUGCUGCCAAGAAUGCCCGGCAUUGAAGAGCUGCGGCCGGAGAUGAUUAGACCCCGCACUGUUGUCGAUUCGCACCGAUUGGUACUCAACUCAGUCAAGCGAACGUGGGUCAGUCUUUCGAGGUCGCCCCGUGAGGAGUAUCCGAUGCUGGUGGAAUUUGAUCAACAAAUGUUCCGGCAAGGAGAUAAUUCAAGGUGGGUCGAAUCUGAAAAAGGAAGCCACAUUUUAGAGUGA
Molecule: messenger RNA, 4065 nt
Organism: Aspergillus tubingensis
Lineage: Eukaryota; Fungi; Ascomycota; Eurotiomycetes; Eurotiales; Aspergillaceae
Exons: 7
Coding region: 1-4065 (1354 amino acids)
Source: RefSeq, a predicted model, not a curated record